Messenger RNA from Erythranthe guttata (spotted monkey flower), 2285 nucleotides. RefSeq names its product GTP cyclohydrolase I. Gene Ontology annotation, cellular component: cytoplasm. The record is from RefSeq and is a predicted model, not a curated record. NCBI's taxonomy places the organism in Eukaryota, Viridiplantae, Streptophyta, Magnoliopsida, Lamiales, Phrymaceae. Gene Ontology annotation, molecular function: zinc ion binding; GTP binding; GTP cyclohydrolase I activity. Gene Ontology annotation, biological process: tetrahydrobiopterin biosynthetic process; tetrahydrofolate biosynthetic process.
CCACCAUAACAGUUUUAGCGCCGAACCAGAUCUUAAAUCACUCAAUUCAUGUGGGUCCCACUUUCCGAUGAACCAAAUCUAAGCAAUUCCUUAUUUUCCUUUCCCAAAAGUGCAAAGUCCCUUCCACACAUUCCAAAUUCAACGGCAACCCUACGUUUUCUAUACACUCUUUUUGCAAAAAUAUUUGCACAGGCACACAUUCCUCACCCUCUUCCUCUCAAUAACAGCCCCUCGUCUUUCUAUCCACUUGGGUUUUCUUCUUUUGUGUGUGUGUGUGUGUGUGUGUGUGUUGUAGCAAUUCUUGAAAAUUUGGUUUUUAAUGUUUUGAUUUGUUGGGGGCUUAUUUUUGCGCUCUUGUUAUUGUGAAAGUUUGAAUCUUUUCGUCAUUUUCCGAUAUUGGGGGGCUCGAAAGUUUGAAUCUUUUGUGAUUUUUCGAUAUUGGGAGCUCGAAAAAUUGAAUCUUUUGUGAUUUUUCGAUAUUGGGAGGUCGAAAGUUUGAAUCUUUUGUGAUUUUUCGAUAUUGGGAGCUCAAAAGUUUGAAUCUUUUGUCUGAAUCGUUGAUGGGUUUUGAAUCUCUUGUCUGAAUAAUUGGUGGGUUUUGAAUCUUGAAACCCUGAUUUGAGCUGAUUGGUUGGUUGGUUGGUGUGGGUAAAGAUCUAUUUUGGGUGUUUGUCAAUGGGCGCUUUAGAUGAGGGUCAUUAUAAUGCAGAACUCGGGAAUGGAGUGAAUCUUGGUGGCGAUGUGGAGCUCGAUUUCGACGAAGAACCCGACACCUUCGCCAUCGAAGAAGCUGUGAGAGUCUUAUUGCAGGGUUUGGGUGAGGAUUUCAAUCGUGAAGGUCUGAAAAAGACCCCUCUCCGUGUGGCGAAGGCUCUUCUAGAAGGGACUCGAGGCUAUAAGCAAAACGUGAAGGACAUUGUGGGUGGCGCUUUAUUCCCCGAAGCAGGGCUAGAAAACAAAGUAGGCCAUGCUGGCGGCACAGGCGGUCUCGUCUUGGUUCGAGAUCUCGAUCUCUUCUCGUACUGCGAAUCCUGCUUGCUCCCGUUUCAAGUCAAGUGCCACGUGGGCUAUGUACCCUCAGCCCAAAGAGUCGUCGGACUUAGCAAGCUCUCCCGAGUCGCCGAAGUCUUCGCCAAACGCCUCCAAGACCCAACGAGGCUAGCCACUGAGAUCUGCACUGCUCUGCAGCACGGGUUUAGACCGACAGGUGUCGCUGUUAUCCUCCAAUGCUCUCACAAUUUCGACCCGGCCCAUUUCGACCCAGCCUGUAAAAGUUGGGCGAACAAGACGUUGGUCAAAUCGGGCUCGGGUGUUUUCGACGACGACAUGUCGGAUAUUUGGACGGACUUCCUAAGCCUUCUGAGAUUCCGAGGAGUAAAUGUAGGGGAUGUUUCCUCUAGAAGCUCCGGCGAAAAGUGUUGGUGCCCGUCUCAUGCAUUUUCGAAUAUAGGGGGGUCGUCGGAUUCAAAGAUUCUCUCUUCGGUUUCUUCGAUACUUUGUUCUUUGGGCGAGGAUCCGUUGAGGAAAGAACUCGUCGAAACCCCCGCCCGUUUCGUUAAGUGGUUGAUGAAUUUCAAGAAUUCGAAAUUCGAGACGAAGCUAAACGGGCACAUACACAACAUUCGAGGUAAGACGGACUCUUUGAUCUCCCAUGAAGACGAGCAUCUUUGUUGUGAGGUGAACUUGUCUUUCUUGUCUCAAUGUGAGCACCAUUUGCUACCCUUCCACGGGGUGGUGCAUAUAGGGUACUACCGUUCGAACGGUUUUAUUAUGAACCCCGUUGGAAAAUCUAUUCUACAGUCGAUAGUGCGUUUUUACGGGUUUAAACUUCAAGUACAAGAGAGGCUGACUAGGCAGAUAGCCGAGACAGUUUCGUCUUAUUUGGGUGAAGAUGUAAUGGUGGUUGUGGAAGCGAGUCACACUUGUAUGAUUUCUCGGGGUAUUGAGAAAUUCGGGAGCAACACUGCUACGAUUGCUGUUUUGGGUCGAUUUUCAACGGACCCUUUGGCGAGGGCCAAGUUUUUGCAGAUUAUCCCAAAUUCUUGUCCCGGUGAGAAUUGAUUUUUCGACUGGGAAAAAGCAAAAGAUUAUAUUUUUGUUGUUUUUUUAAAAUGUUUUUGGGAUUGUUAUGUGGGAGAAUUAGCAAUGAAUGUUGGAGUUGCAAAUUGCAAUAGUGAGAUGAGUUUUGAAUUGCUUUUUGUUUUAGUUAAUUUCUAUUUAUUUAAUCAUUUGCUCAAUUUGCAUGUAACAUGUUGUUUCAUGUUCAUAUAAAGAUAGGUUUUUUU